AUGGACCUCCAAGCUUUUGAGUACUGCAGGUCCUUGCACCCCUAUUGCAUCCACCCUUCCAUCUUUCCGCGUCAUUUUGCCACAAAAACACAAUCCAUUAUGACAACCUCGGCUGAUAAGUUAUUCACUUGGACAAGAAAGGAUGUCUUGUUUGAAGUGAUUCGAUUGGGUUACAACAUAAUUUUCACGGAUCCAGAUGUACUGUGGCUUAGAAGUCCAUUGAUAAACUUAAAUCCAAUUGAUGAACUCACGAUUUCAUGUAGUGUGUUAAGUGAUGGAGAAAGUGGAAGUUACCUGUAUGAUGAGGGAAUAUUCUUCUUGAAAGCAAAUACCAUUUCCUUCGAAUUUUUCAACUAUUGGAAAUUGACCAAGAUUCUUUAUCCAAACGAUCCCGUAGAAGAGUCCUUGUGUACAACAAUAAAAGCAAGGCAAGAUAUAGCUGACUCGUAUGGCUUUCGGAUUCAUUUAGUAAAUACAAGCUCUUUUGGUGGGUUUUGUCAGCUAAAAAAGGAUAUGUUCAAGGAGGUUUAUACCAUUCAAGCUAACUGUUGUGACGAUCUAAAAAGCAAAGUUCAUGACCUGAGGAUUGUUCUAUAUGAUUGGAUUCGCUUCAGAAAACGUGCACCAGGGGACAAUGCUUUGGAUAAAAUGGCUUUGAGAUGGCCGCAGAAGUGCUUCAGAAGAAAUCAUACUUAG
Vigna angularis (adzuki bean) is the source of this 696-nucleotide messenger RNA. RefSeq lists its product as uncharacterized. The transcript is spliced from 2 exons. The coding region runs from base 1 to 696 and encodes 231 amino acids. The record is from RefSeq and is a predicted model, not a curated record. Lineage: Eukaryota; Viridiplantae; Streptophyta; Magnoliopsida; Fabales; Fabaceae.